CACUGCAAUACAAGUGGGCUAUCAGCCCCAGCGGCCCAUGGCCAGCCCAGCCCAGCCCAGCCAGCACCGCCUCGUCGUCUCGCAUCGGCGGGGGCAUCACCACCGGCAUUGUGCCGGCCGUUGCCAUGCCGCCGCUGACCGCCGCCGACGAUUUCCUCAUUCUCGAGUUCAUCGCAGGCAACCGCCGCAUCCCCUACGCCGUGUUCGACUCCCUCCUCGCCUGCCUAUCCUCACCCUCCGCCAUCCACCGCACCUCACAGCGCCUCCGACAAGCCCUAGUGCUCCGCGCCCUCGACGCAGCCCUCCUCACCGAGGGAGCCUCCAGCCUCGUCCUCUACAAGGCGCGGAAGGUCCUCGCCGACCCCGACGCAGCCGCCUGCUUCCCCCACCAGAUCUCUGUUACAGACAAUGAAGAGAACGACGAGGCUAGGGCCGCGGCCGCGGUGGCCGAUCUCAAGCGCCUCCUCGACCUUGAGUGGGCCAACCUCCCGCCCUCCACGCUAGAGCGCGCCGCCGACAGGAUCGCCGGGGACGGGGCUCACCAGACGUGGGCCGCCGCCGACCACAUCAAACGUACAAAGCUUCGCCUGCUCGUAGGGGAGUCGACGGAGCAUGAGAUUUUAUCUAAGGCUGUGCAGGAUGGAUCUGCUUCUCAUCAACCAAUUGUGACGGAAGUUGCUGACAAUGUGAGCAAUGCCAAUGAUGCUGAUGGUGCUCAACGAGAUGAUGAGGCCCAUUCUUCUAAUGAAAACAGUGAGGCUGAUCGUGGUCAAGAAGGUAUGGCUGGGCACCAAAAUGCAUCAGUUAAAGGAGGAGAGGGUCAAGUUUCAGAGAAGUCUGUCCCAGCUUCUAAAAGGUGCAGUCUUAUGGAGAGAAAUCCCAAUGCAAGUACUUAUGAGUGGGAUAGUUCUGAUGAUGAUCAGCCAGUACGGAAGCGCAAAUUACAUCGUUUUGAGAGAACUUCUACAUGUGCACAUAAGAUCAGAAAGAAGUGGAGUGAGAUAGAGGAAAAAACCUUGCUGGAAGGGGUGAAGAAGUAUGGCAAAGGCAAUUGGAAAGAUAUCAAAUUAGCUUACCCUGAUGUCUUUGAGGAGAGAUCAACGGUAGAUCUGAAGGACAAGUUCAGAAAUUUGGAAAGGCACCACCAUGAAUCGGCAUCGGCUUGAGGCCUAGUGACCCUGCGCUUUUGCUCUGCUCUGUAGAUAUUUUGUGUUUCGUGUUGUACUGAACCAAGGACAUUGUUGACUUGUUGAGUGAUCAAAGAUAACUAACUAGCUGGAACCCCACGUGUUGCCGCUGGCGAGCACAACUCGAGCACACAUUUGGCUCGAAAUGCAUCAUGAGAAGAUAGAACUAUGGUAUUGGCGGAAUCUGAUCCAAUGGCCACUGUAACUCGAAUUGAAAAUUUAAACCAUUGGCGCUACAUUGAGUCAUUGACACACUAUUUGUUCAUGAAAUUCAAUAUGUGGUUUGCUCCA
This is a messenger RNA of Sorghum bicolor (sorghum), 1478 nucleotides long. RefSeq lists its product as uncharacterized. The record is from RefSeq and is a predicted model, not a curated record. The transcript is spliced from 5 exons. The coding region runs from base 126 to 1166 and encodes 346 amino acids. Lineage: Eukaryota; Viridiplantae; Streptophyta; Magnoliopsida; Poales; Poaceae.